AUGUCAGAGAAUCUUGAACAGCCAACAAAAAUAGGCAAGGAGGCCAUGGCCGCUGUUGACUCGGAACCGGCUAAGGCCCUGGAGCUUCUGCACGAGGGCGAGGUUGUCGAAGAUGUCAACUCCCAGGAAGCAAACAAGAAGCUGCGUUGGAAACUUGAUUUGACUCUCCUCCCCCUGCUGUGCUUGACCUAUGCUCUGCAAUCUAUCGACAAGACGACCCUGGGCUAUGCCGCUGUGUUUGGCCUGGAAGAGGACUUGCAUCUUGUCGGCACUGAAUACUCUUGGCUAGGUGCCAUAUUCUACCUGGGAUACCUGAUCUGGGAGUUCCCUACCAAUUUAUUGCUGCAGAAGCUUCCUAUAAGCCGCUUCAUGUCAGGGACUGUAAUUAUCUGGGGCAUUGUGCUCAUUUGCCAUGGGGCAGCAAAGAACUUUGCCGGCGAGGCAACUACUCGCUUUUUCCUGGGUGUAUUCGAGGCAUCCAUCAACCCAGGCACAAUGUUGCUCUUUUCCAUGUACUACGAGCGCCGCGAGCAGCCUCUUCGCAUGGGCAUCUGGAUCGGAUCCGCGGGUCUCGGAUACGUGAUCGCUGGCAUUGCCAGUUUCGGUAUUGGCCAUAUCAAAUCCUCCAUUUCCAGCUGGAGACUUCUUUUCAUCAUAUGGGGCUCCAUCACGGCUGCAUGGGGCAUAGCAUUGCUGUUCCUACUCCCUGGAUCCCCCCUCACCACAAAGUUUCUGACCGAGCAUGAACGGGCGUUGGUCGUCAAUCGAGUCAAGGGAAACGGCACCGGGAUUGAGAAUAGAGCAUUCAAAUGGCCUCAGUUUAGAGAGGCCAUGAUGGACCUCAAGACAUGGCUUCUUUUCCUCUUCGCUGUGACUAGCAAUUCGCCCAAUGGAGGAUUGACCUCGUUUCAAAGCCUGAUAAUUAAGGGAAUGGGCUUCUCCACGCUUCAAACAACACUCAUCCAAAUGCCCUCCGGCGCUGUCCAGUUGAUAGUCUGUCCACUAGCCUGGAACAGCAGAUUGACAGUCAUGCUUCUUUGUCUUGUUCCGUUUCUAGUCGGGAUAAUUGGUCUGUGGCUAAUCGACGAAUCCAAGCCGUAUGGACGCUUGGUAUGCCUAUGGAUUUCAUUCACGUACACUGCGACAUGGACACUGUCCAUGUCAGUAGCCACAGCGAACACGGCAGGCCACACGAAGAAGAUCACCACAAACGCUCUGCUACUCAUCGGGUAUUGUCUCGGGAAUUUCGUGGGGCCGUUUUUCUUCAAAUCAUACCAGGCUCCCGAGUAUCCGCUUGGGGUGGCAAUGAUGUUCUUCUGUAUUGGCAUCCAGGUAGUGAGCCUUGCAGGAAUCUGGGUUCUCCUUUGGUGCCGUAAUCGCUCGCGUCGUGCUCUGCAUGCUGAUAUGCAGACGGCUGAGUUUCAUAUACUGGCGUACGAGAAGGGUCUGUUGGAUGAGACGGACUUGCAGAACAAGUACUUCAAAUAUGUGUACUAG
Molecule: messenger RNA, 1497 nt
Organism: Talaromyces atroroseus
Lineage: Eukaryota; Fungi; Ascomycota; Eurotiomycetes; Eurotiales; Trichocomaceae
Exons: 4
Coding region: 1-1497 (498 amino acids)
Biological process (GO): transmembrane transport
Cellular component (GO): membrane
Molecular function (GO): transmembrane transporter activity
Source: RefSeq, a predicted model, not a curated record